This is a messenger RNA of Laccaria bicolor S238N-H82, 722 nucleotides long. RefSeq lists its product as uncharacterized. Bases 79 to 558 code for a protein of 159 amino acids. The transcript is spliced from 2 exons. The record is from RefSeq and is a predicted model, not a curated record. NCBI's taxonomy places the organism in Eukaryota, Fungi, Basidiomycota, Agaricomycetes, Agaricales, Hydnangiaceae.
CUGGAGAAUUGAUAAUGCGCGCCCCCAUCGUUUGAACUUUGUCAUCCGCCGAGAAGCUGACUAUAGCGCUAGGAAUCGAUGAGUCACAGCGUUGCCGACCGAAGCAUAAAUAUCCUGGUUCUACUUCUGGACUGCCACAUUACAAUCUUGCUACGAGCGAUGUUAAGUUCACCGUAUUCCAGUUUCAUGUCGUCAACACGCUACGAUGACAAGGGGAGACAGCUCCACUUUAUUGAAACGGAUACUCAGCGUCGGGAACGCCUCGAGUUUUCGAGGAUGUUCAGAUCAGAAUGUUCAGAACAAGACUCUUCCCCUCCGCACGAAUAUGUUAUGAGUACAUUGUCCCCAAAGUAUCAUCACAUCAGGCUUCAUCGUUCGAGCUCAGAUUAUAUGAACUUUGGGACUGACAUGGGCGGAGAAUCGGAGACGUACCUCAUGUACUCGUCUCACAGCACACCUUCAAGCCCUCCACCCGUUUCGUUUGCGCCGCUUCCACCGUCUUCUCGUGGACAUAGGCGGCAUCGCUCCUCUUUAUCAUCGAUCCCGGAGGAAAGCUAGAUCAGAGAGCGCCCAAACGCCUUCUAGGACGCAAGCAUGCAUCAUCUAUGUAUCACACCACUCAUAUGCAUCACAUCUUACCCCAAAGGACGGUCGAGCAGGUUUAAUUUUAACAUGUAUACUUAACACACCCCACAUCAUCAAUCGAUCUUCAGAUAAAUACA